AUGAAUGUUAGUCAGGGAACGCAUGAUCAUCUCUUCGAUAAGAUCAAAUUCAAACUUGAUGACGGAACCAUCGAUCCGGAAAAGAGGUCAUUCUGGGUUUUGCUAUCUUCGUUGGUGCUUUUUGUAGUAUGGAUAGUCUUCCUCACCUAUUAUUUAUCCAGAAUAGCUGGACCGGUAGUAUCAUUUAUAUUGAACAGAUAUCUUCGCUUUACAAAGACCCCGGGUCAUAUCAAACUGACAAGUUUCUCCUUAAGUUUGCUCGGUGGAAAGCUUAUGUUCAAAGAUUUUCUCUUCGCAAACGACGAUUAUUCAAUUCGAAUUAAUGAUGCUUGGAUAAUAUUUUCAUAUUGGAGAUACGUACCGGGCCGAAAGGUUUGCUUCAAAAGUAAUGCGUCUCGACUACAUCUUUCCUUAAAUGGACUACAAAUUCAUGUGUAUAACCGAGUGCAACGCUAUAAAGAGAUAGCGAAGCUAUUUCGAAUGGAGAAAAUCUUUGGAGACGACGUAGAAGUGAAGAAACAGCUCCCAAUCGACAACGCUGCUCCAUCUGCCUACUGGGACCGUAUAUGGUCACUAGUUGGAGUGAUAAAAUUGGAUAUUUGGUCUGGUCGGAUUGUGGUCGGAAAUCGAUUGUUGCCUUACAUGCUUGUCAUUUCAUUAGAAAACAUGAACAGCAAAGUUCGCCUUCGUGAAUCAGCGGCUGAUCGUGCAUUGCUCUCGGUUGAGGGUCAAGCGGAGAGCGUACGUGCUGCGUUCCUGAAGCAUCCGGACUAUGAAGGAUCUCCUUAUAAGGACCCACCUCGUACUAUGGGUGAUGGGUUCGCGAUACUCCAGAGCGCUCUUUUGCACUUCUUCUACCACCAGGAUAUACUGGGCUACGUCACCGCGGAUGAGCAGUCCUUAGCAGCCCAACGUCCAAUUUGGGAGUCUAUUUGGCGUUUUGACCAUAACACUGUGAUUUCUUAUGGGCCCUGGGCUGAACAUCAAAGAGCACUGUUGUACGGUUUCUUCUUCCCAUCUGACUAUCAGACAGUUGUCCCAGAUGAGUUACCAAAACGUGGAAAGAGAAGAAUUCACAUUAUGCAUGAUGUUAGGAUUUCAUUACUGAAAGAGACAGCAGUUGACUUGUGGUUCAUGCGAGGGGAUCAGUUGGAAAGUGUUCAUAGUCGAUGUCAACCAGGAAGCACUAUUGACAUGUCUAUCUGGUGGAUCACUAAGGAGGAUGGAUUUAGUUGGAGCAUUCAUACGUCCCUGUUACGAUUUGAAAGUACAUCAUCACUACCGUAUCGCAAACUGCUGGAGGCAGAAACGUUCACUGUCAAUGCCGAAUUUCACUACCCAAGAGUGUUUAAUGCCAAACAAACAUGGGACUUCAAGUUUCGUUUAACAAAAUGUUGCUGUUGGUUGGUGUGGGAUCAUCAGCGGUUUGUAUCUGAUCUUAUAAAUGAGUUCCUGGGCGAAAGCACCUCUGACCUCGUUACGUUUAUACCAUAUACUGUCGCGAUUGACUUUGAUGUAACUGAUAGUUUUGAGGGCAUUAUUCUUUUGAACGAGUCAAAUUGGGUGGAUCCUUCGGAGAAAAAUCCUGAGAACGUAGAGGCAGCAGUUGUUGGAAGUCACUUCAAUAUAUCUUUUACGCUACCUUUCGAAGAUUUUCUGCCUGAACUAGUUUCAACCACAUAUUCAAUUCGAAUGGAGAAUGGUCUAGCACUCCGAAUGCGGUAUCCACCAGGUAGUGCAACAGCAUCUGUGGUAGCAGCACUUUCACGUGGAGCCCAUACACAGAUGUACAGUACACCAUCACCGUACGGCAGACAUUCAAUGAACAAUGAUGAAUGGCAUGAGGUUUGGCGCACCGAAAGUGUUGUUAGCACCAUUGAAUUCACAUAUCAUCCGCUUGUUCCCAACAUUGCUUCCGAUUUACCUCUGCAUGUGUUGCAAGAAUUUCUUCCUAAACCUGUUGAACAUCCGAAGGAUCUACCACCUGACAAGAUGAACGUGACACUAGAAAUAGGCGGGUCUGAAGUACAGUUCACUGGAUCCUUGAUCAAAUUUGUCAUCGAACUGAAGAACAACUAUUUUGGGUUGUAUGACUCGAUGACUGACGUUACUCAACCAGAGGACCCACUAAUGAAACGAUCCAUAUACGGUCGUGUUCCGCGGAACGCUUCGGUUGAAUCCUACAGACCAAUGGAAGUGACUUUCGAUAUGAGGGUUUUCAACAUCAGAGCACACUGUCUCACAUUUGCGCCUUGCUCGGAAGAGAGAGAGUUGUGUCCUGUGCUGUACACAGAAGAAAUAGCUGUUCUCAUCAAGAAAGGAUAUAGCGAAACGUUGAUUCAGGUAGGUGUGGGAGCAUGUGUUGCAUACUUUGAAAGAGCGUCGGCAACACGCAGUGAUGGGUACCUGACCUUGUCUGGAUUACAAUUUAGAGGACAUGCAAUGUUUUCACCGGAAGACUGUCCGUGGGACAUGGCCGUCGUGGAAUAUGGAUGGCUUAUGGAGAUUCUCAUAGGAGAAGUUGGUGGUUGCUUGGGUAGCCCUUCACAGAUAAUCUCGCUUGCAAAUUUCCUCGAUACAUUGUUGCUGUUAGUGAUUGCAAAAGAUGAGGAGAAAAUUGUCCCUGAAAGGUUCAAGUUUUGUCAACAUGGACAGACGGCUGAAAUAUGCUCUGUAGGAUCGCAACCAGGUCGUCCUUGCGAGUCAGAAGAACGAUUGAAAUAUCGACAAAUGAGACUUUCUGUGGACGGUGUACGUUUAGCGUUGGCCGAAGAGAGCUCGGCUUUAACUCUUGUUCUUGAUCCGCUACGAUUCACUCUUUGCAACGCUCAUGAAAAGAGAUUUACGGAGCAUAUAUGUCUUCGGAUACCAAACAUAAAAUUGAGACAACUAUUUCACCCACCUGAGAAACCUACAUGGAUUGAAUGUGGUCGAGCAAGCAUUGCUGGGAUAUCAUUAGAUGUUGAGCUUCCGUUCCCAGCAGAAUCCAGCCAUCUAGAAGUUCUACGCCAAUCAUUCCUUUUUAAGCAUGACAGAGUUACGAAGCGUUUGCAGUUUCUCUGGGAUAGAACUACCGUCUGGGGUUGUGCGUGUUACGGAGGAACAGCAUUCAUGGCAAAGGAGGAUAAACUUGGACAAUUCUUUUUGACUCAUCUUGGUCGGCAGUUGUGUGUGCACUCUAUGAAUCUGGAUAAGAAAGGCCAGCCUGGCGUAUUUCAGAAUAUUUUAAAUCCGGAAAAGAAAUUGUUCCGUGAAGAAUUUCGUCAAUAUUUCACUGUUUCGCGUAAAUCAAGUAUUGAGUCCAGAACAACAGCAGCAACAAGUGAAGCACCUUCGGCAGAAACUGCUUCAUUCCAUUCUGCGAUGUCCAAGACCAUUCCAAUGGAGAAAUCUUUGCUGUCCGCUCGACCACUUGUAGAGGCUUACGCUAGCUACCUCGAUCAAUUUGAAGUGUCAAGAACAAAGUUAGAAGCUCCACAGUUUGGUACGCCUGGAGAUAUUGCCAAUUGGAUAACAUCGCGAUCUUUCAAGUUCUUUGAGGCUGAGAAAGGAUUAUCCGAACUUCAUCUGAAGGUAGAACAAGCUGAUAAAGGAACAUCGAAAGUUCCGCCAAUGUCAGCAGAAUUAUCAUGUGAAGUACUCGACGAACAGCAAAUCGCAGAAUUGCCGAAAAAGUCGCUUGAUCGGAGCUUAGCCAUAAACGGAUGCAUGGCCACCACAAUGGAGAUCUUCUUCACGCCGCUUGCAAUCGAAUUACUGGAUCGUUUUAUAUCGGAUUUUUCCCAAUGUGCUUCGUUAAUACAUCCUUCGAUGCUUGUGCAGAUGUGUUACAGAGAAUGUGUGGGAAGACAACAUCGCCAGCCACUUACAGAAUCACUGUUCGCGACGACAGAAUCAGAACCUAUCCUCAGUGUCUCAGUUGAUCUACCACGUAUACAUAUUUCAAUGUUCGAAUGUAGUCUUACUGGUCGUGCAUUUGGUGAAGUGAAAAGCGCAGCCAAUAUGGCAGUCGUGCUCUUACAAAAAGCCUCAGUUACCUCUGGAACCAUUAAGGAUUUUACUGAAAAGGGAACAUCGUUUUCUGCACAUUCCUCAGUUCUCUCUGCUCAGUUGCUACAUUUCACACCAAGAUUAGUAACGGAUUUUGCUGGCAAUAGAGUUUCCUUCAAUGCAUCUGUGAAUUGGGAGAAAUCAUCAUUAGCAUCCCGCUUACUUGAGAUCGAACCAAGGGUUGUCGUUGAUUUUCAGAUACCGGAUCUUGAAGUAAAGAUUGAGCGACGUGAAUCACGCAAGAAAAUUGAAGCGAAGGAAAAAUCGGCAUCGGCGUCUCUUCCACCGGUGAAAACUCUACAUGUAAACAAAGCAAAGGUGGAGAUUGGUGCAGUGAAUACGUUAGUUGUAAUGCCGCGCCCGUUAGAGAUGACAGGAAAGAACGAAUUCCCACUCUACGAUGUUCUGUCACCGUGUCUAACUACAUGGUUACAUGUAUCAGAGAAGCUUGUAAAUAGUGUCAAUGAGUUUUCUGAUAGUUGGAGUGCUAUGGUGGACAUGACAUUUGCUCAAGUGCUGAAGAUGGCUUUAGAUUGUACUGAUGAUCGUAUUUUCAAUACUGGUAUUAGUAAAAGUGUGAUGCUGAAAGUGAAGCAGCUAGGGCCACAUCAAGCUGGCUGCCCUUCGUGCUUACUCUUACAUACAGUACUAAGAUGGUGUGCCCUACCUUCAUCAGCAGAGAAAAUUUCGACUACUCCAGUAUCGUUAGGCAUUAACCCACAGUUUUCGGAUAAAUCGAACAGGAAGACGGCUUUGAUGGCGUUAUUGAGUCACUGGCACACGGAUAUUUGUCAGCAGGUUAAGCUUGCCUCGAAUGUCGAAGCCCGCAAAUAUCGUGCUGAUCCAGGCAGCCUCGCUCGUGAAGUUCGUAUACCUUUAGAAGAUUUGGAGAAAAAUCCAGAGAUCAAACACCGCAGAAAUGCAAGCACAGCGAGUAGGAAUCUUGCAACUAAUGGAGCUCUGACCGGUCAGCAAAGACAGGAUCAGAAAGUUGAUCUUUACCAUUGGCUUCUUUCCGUUCAUCGUGAAAGAAAGGAUCGAAAACCAGCAGAUCUGGCUGGCAAGGACUACAUCAAUCCUAUGGAAAUCAUGCCACAAGCAUUUUUCUACAGCUUUUACCAUAGUCGACGAUUGGAUUGGACCCAACUCGAUGAUUUGCCACUUGAUCAGUUAUCGCUUACCUACAACGUUAUAAUCAAUAAUGUUGUUAUGGCAAUGGUUGAACAGCGUGUUGUCGCAUCGGCUGCUGAUACAUCGCGAAAGUUCAUUACACCACAUCUACAUCAACUUAUGCAUAUAAAAAAAGUAGCAGUUGAUGGAAAACUAUCCUGGCGUAUCGAAAUGGAUGAGAAAGGAUUGUUACCUGUGAGAGGAUGGUGCGACCUCACCUAUAGUGGCAACAUCGAGAACGUGCGUUUCGUUGUUGCGCUCUGUUCCGUUUGUCUAAUUAAGGAGAUUAUGCUGGUGAUAAAAACAUGCGUUGAUUCGCCAAACGAGCUAAAAAAGCGUCCAAGUGCUCCACCGUCACUUGUAAGCCGUUCACCAACUUCUCAUCAGUCUAAUCCAACAGGUAAAUCACGCUCAUCACAGUCAUGGGACGAACGAGUUUUGGAUAUGAUGCGUGAUUUUGAAAAGAAUCGUAAUCGUAGCUCAAGAAAGAAGCGGGGAGAUGUGUUAAUGAAGAUUUUUGGUGAACUAGAGAUAGAUUCCGUUCGCCUGGAAUCAAUCCUAACUGAUCUAUACGUUUCGUUAAUGGUGCAGUUAAUCGAGAUUACUCAACAGCACAACCCAGCUUUUGAACAUGCUCAAAAGUUAUCACAGUCACAGACAUCUCAAAAAGGAACACUUCCAGCGGAUGUGAUCGAUAUGAAAUUGAGAAAGGCUGGCCUCGCGCUCAUGGAAUCGGAUAAUUCUAAGCAAAAUGCCCACAUUCUCAAUUGUACACUGCACGGAAGCACUGCGAAGCUGACAAGACGCUCCUGUGGCACAAAUCCUGAGGAGCCACUAACAGCAUUGAAUAUUACGCUUGGGGCUAUUGAAGGAGAAUUACCGAUUGCUGCUCAUUCGCUCCAUGAUGUGGUUAUGAGACAUGGACCACAGCUUGAGCAGCAGUUCAAUCGUCUUAGCGCUCAACCAACUGUACCUAAUAACCCAGCGAUGAUUCCAGCCGUCUCUUUGCCCGAACUACCGGUUGUAGAAUCAGGAGCUCCAACUCCAUGGUACCAGAAAACAGGAGAUCCGAAAAAAGCGCUCCGACCACGUACACCUGUGGCAAAAGUCAAAUUCGAUUUUGAAACGUCCAGUAUUGAACUACGAGCAAGACUAUUACCUAGCUUAUUAGCACGAUAUAAGCUGAACAGAGCGUCGAGUAGCGGAGUUACUGGUGAUGCUGCUAAAUGGACAGCUGGCAUUGACAGCCAUCAUGCUGAAUUCUGUGUUUCAUCAGCCGGAAAACCCAUGGAUACGUUCACACUAGCUUUGCCAGCAAUAGCUGUGAACGGGGAAUACACAGUGGAUAAGGGAGACGCCGCACCGGCAACAAACAAAACACUGCUAUAUAGGGAAGGAGGAUAUCUGAAGAUGAGUGUCACUUUAGGUCAAGUGAACCACUCGUUCACCACAGAUCUUUUAAAUCAAAUUCUAUUUGCCGAACAAUCGUUUCGUAGUGAGCUCUCAGCAUUGGUAAGUCGCCUCAGGGCAGAGCGAUUCGGUUGGGCACCGGCUGCAACGCAGACUACUUCAACGGACAAGCAACCACCGUUACUCUUCUUCUUGACGGUGAAAGGACAAGGAGUUCCCUGGUUACAAUUGACAGCUGCCACUCCUACCGCUACUGCGGUUCGUUUCACAAUUGAGAGUUUGGAUGCAGAGCUAACAAAUCGUUGGGUGGUGAAGGAGCAAGGCUCAGCUAAGGAACGAUUAUUUGGAGCUGCUGCGAUACAGUUCAACGCAAAGCUUGGACAACUAGUCAAAGUAGCACAGUAUGAAGAACUACAAGCGGAACUACAAGAAUAUGCGACGUUUAUGACACAGGUCCGUGUAGAGAAUAAGGAAAGUUCUUCACAUCAGUCUUACUCGUACCACAUCGCUGUGAACCGCCCCAUACUGUUGAUCAAGUCGAGCGCAAUUGAUAAGGCGAUUCUUCUGUGGCUGAAUUACAAAAACACUUAUGAUUAUUGGAGAGCCGAGAGGAGUCGUGUAGUUCGAGCAGCAAGUAAAAGAAGCAACAGUUUUCAGCACGCGAUGUUCUCACCACAGCAAGCCAGUCAGGAUUUCGAUGUGAAUCUCUCGUUGGUUAUCCAUAAUGGAAUGUACGUUUGUAUGCCAUUGUACAGUCAGGACCUUACGGAUGGAAUGCCUGCAUUAGUGUUGUCACUUCAGAAAAGCGAUGUGACAGUGUGUGUAAUGAAGGAAUUGGCAUGUCAAGCAUCAUUUCAUGGAUUCAAACUCAGCUUCAUUGACAAUUUUGAUGAGCUGUCGCUGUCGGAAAGUGUUAUGGAGGCUACUGGAGAAACUCAAACAAACUAUUUCUUCUUUCCGCAAGGAACGUAUCAGCUGUGCUCACAGGCAUCAGCUGACGCAGCGGGAGCGAAAUGGGUGUUGAGUGUGAGAUCACAAAUGCGUGGAAUGGUCAUUGACCUUGAUCAAAGAAUUGGGAAGUUGGCGAAAAUGGUAGUGAACACAUUUUCUUCACUUGGAGACAACGAAGAAGAUAUUGAUGACAGAGGAUCUCACAUAUCAGAUGAUGAGGACCAUCUGGUCGAAGGAGGUAACGAGCUGAAGGGAUUAAGACCGGAAGAAAGAGUCCCCUGGAUGGAGAGAAAGAUGCACGAACAGUCAACUCUUGUCUCGGAUUUGGUCGCCUGCAAAGCUCCUGAGAAAAGAAUUGAGGCGGAGAGGAAGAAAUUGCGUCAGUACGAAUUGAUUCGUUUCAAAGAGUUCCGGAAAAGUAUGAUCGAGAAAAUCCGGCGUCGUAAGAAUACAGCUAACAAAGGAGGCAUGAGACCCAGAAAACCAUCCACUGAGGAUGCACCGAAGCCUUUGAGGACAACUCCAGAAACGCGGACUGAGUCAGACGACAGCAAAGGGCAGACUGAGAAUGUGAAAAUGCACAUAGAUGUACAGGUUAGCAUCGAAUCUGGCAGAUGCACCUUACGAACAGCACCAAAACAAGAGCCUACAGCCAUUGUACCAAUUAUGGCGAAGAAACCGUCCACAAAGGAUCUUAAAGCAAAGGCGUUUGCUUCUUCGCAACCAACGAAUUUGACCAGAUUCAGUAUUCCAAGCCUGGAUAUGAAAGGAUACUAUCUUUCCGCAGAUUCUGGGACUGUCCCAACACCAAUCGCAUCGUCAAUUACGAAAGAUUCUCUCAAACACAGUGCGUCAAUGUCAAACGCAUCUAUUCUGUCUUCUACAACUUCAACGAAUACUCUCCAACGAAAACGCGGCUGUUUCUACCUAUCAGCAGCCUUGGCAUCGAUGCCAACAGAAACUGUGGUGACACCGCAUCUAGCCGAUUACUUAGAACAGGUUCUUGAACCUCUUCCUAUGUCAUCGAGAGCAACGGUAACCUCGGUUCCAUCGGUGGCAGAACCUCAAGAAGGUGUGGCACACAUAGUAGGAAUGGACACAAGCGCCUUACCAAUUGAUGUGUUAUUCUUCCUGACAGUCCAAAGUAGCGCAAUUAGAUUUGACGGACAACAACAACGAAGUUCUGCUGCGGAUUGCCUACUUAAACUGCCAUGCUUAUCCCUCAUGGCAUCAACUCGUCGUACAGUCGGAGAAACCUACGUUGGUGGCAUAGACGUUUCGGCAACUCUUAGUGCAUUUUCACUAAGCAUUUACAGCCCGCAUCAGCAAUCAACUGCACAUGAUGCUCUCUCGUUGACACUUGAUCAUCUGUCAUUUGUGAUCUCACGUAGUAAAAAUUCGUCUGUAGAAGCCGACAACAGAGUCAAGUUCGUUCUCACGUCUAAUAUUGGAGCGGCAAACUUCAACUACGACAUGCGUCGACUCAGUGAAUUGAUGGCUUUUCCAAAGCCUUGGUACCGUGCAGCAAUUGCCCGCAGGGUGUUCUUCGGCGACCAGGCAAUGUCCCGAGAACCAGCCAGCCAGCCGAGCACCAUUGCUAGUCAUAAUUUGGUUGCUGCCAGACCGACUGUGAUACGACCUGAUAAAGCAUGGUCAGCUACAGUAUUAUUGGCAGUACAGUGGAAAGAGUUGAACGUGAACGCUCAAAUGUCGAACACAAUGGGGAACACAUCAUGGAAAGCUCGCCGUGGGCUCCUCAGAGCCAUAGCUAAGCUGAAUUCACGAUCGGAGCGCAACGUAACGCUGACGUUCAAGCUCGAUUCGAGUGAAUUAACAGCACACGGUGGGGCUAUCAGUGGAGAGAUUGCGCUCAGUCGACUUUUGCUUUCUGUCUCUCAUGUCCGUUUGGUCAAUCAACCGCCACGUAACGGAGCUAAAGUCCAAUUACGCUGGUUGGCAGCUAGAGUGGAAUGGAUGAGCCGAGCGGUCUUGAUCGGACGAUGUGAAAAACCUGCUAUUUCCCUCGGAGACGAGUUUUCUCGUGAGAAAAAUGAGGCUGGAGAAUACAUUCGAGCAUGUGUACGUUUGAACGUGAAAGGAUCGUGGGAAGACCUACAAGUGGUGAUAACGAGAGCGACCGUGGACGAUAUUCAGAAGAUCAUCAAUAAGCUGAAGACGUUCUUUGAGGAGCAAUUGAAAAGCUCAAAAAUGGUCUGGGGUAUACAACAAGAAAAAUCUUCAUCGGGUAAUAAAUCCAAGCAAGAUGACUCAGCACCGCAAUUUGUGUAUGCAACACAUUUCUGGCAGAAGGUGCUGGAUUCAGUCACAGAGAUACAAUUUAAACAGAAAAUCUUACCUAUUCCACAAAAUGGAGAAACGGUUGUGGGCGGAUUUGUUGGACUCGAGGCUGGUCGGGUAUCUCUGGCAUGCAUGCAUGGUGAGAUGAGUGCACAUAGUUGGGCUCUGUUCCACAUGCGUCAUCCGGGGAUCAUUUUUACACCUGAAGCAAAGUUCUCCUACAUUGACAGGGACGAAGACGUGAUCGGAGUAGCAGUGCGACAGAAGCUCAUCAUACGUCUUGGUCCACAAGAUGCAAAAAGAACCGCGGCUAACAAUCCGAUUGACGUACCGAAUCUUAGUGCGGAGAAUAUGGCAACUGUUUGCCGCGUACAGCAAAACCGUAACAGCAUCAUGCGACAAAAUGCAUCCAUUUCAACGAGUCUGGACUAUCUUAUUGGUGACGCUUUGAAACAGAUUGGACUUGCCGUCAAAACUGAUACUCCUGCUCCAAGUACGAGAGGACAACAUAGCGUGUUGGAACUGUUCCAGUUUCCAGCUUUGGAAGCAGUUUUGAUCUCAGAGCAGAUGAAUGAAUGCGAUGUAGAGGAGUUGGACGAGGAUGAACGACCAGAGGUGCACUCUACCUUCGUUUGUGACUUCCUGGAUGCUGUAUGCGUUCAGACGGAUUUCAAUGCUCAAGUCAGCUUCUUGCCUGAAUUACUGAAGAGUUAUAUACAAGUUUCGGAUUCACCUCUGCCUGUGGAGAAGCCACCGCAGAAAACCGAUAAACGACGUUACAUGUGUGAGAAAUGGGCAGUCGACCCGAAGAUCAGAUUUAUCGAUCGUUUCCGUUGGAAUCCUCCCGUAAUUGAUGAGAUAUUGAGAAAAUUGCAGAUUUUCGACCAUCGUACUACGAUUCCAAAAGCGUUGCAGAGAGCUUUACUUGAUCCUCUUGAUCAAGGACUAGCCUUAGCCCUGUACGAGUUACUACGUCUUGUUGAUCGAACGAAACCACAAGAACGCGGAAACAAGUAA
Molecule: messenger RNA, 10896 nt
Organism: Necator americanus (New World hookworm)
Lineage: Eukaryota; Metazoa; Nematoda; Chromadorea; Rhabditida; Ancylostomatidae
Exons: 85
Coding region: 1-10896 (3631 amino acids)
Biological process (GO): synaptic vesicle endocytosis
Source: RefSeq, a predicted model, not a curated record